AUUUUUAGGCACCACAUCGCAGAGAAAGAUCAUUUAUCAUCAUGUCGGUUUCGGAUCUGAUCGGGGCACUCGAUGCCAUUCCCAAGCUUAGCGCUGCAGCAGCUCCCGCAGCUUCCAACUCCAAUUCGGUUUUCAUGGAUGCCCCCGAUUGGCUGACGGAGACCUACAUGCAGGAUGCUCUGAGAGACUUCUAUGGCGAUCAGCGGAUCAAGAUUACCUGCCUGCAGGUCCAUCCCGCCCUGGGAAAGGGGGAAAACUAUGGCGGAGUGUUGACACGUGUGAAGGCGCAGUUCACGAGACGCGACGGCACCUGCCAGAUCGGUCACUACAUUGUGAAGUCCACCUUCGAGAGCGACGAGUUUGCCCGGAAUGCCAUGGAGCCGUACGACAUCUUCAAUCGCGAGAUGAACAUCUACGAGGAGGUUCUGCCCAAGUUGAAGGCCCUGCUCCACGAGAUCGGGGAUGGGGAGGAGAUCUUUGCAGAGACCAUGACCGUGGACUACGAUCGUUCGGUGCUGAUCUUCGAGGAUCUCAGUGCGCGGGAAUUUGUGAUGCCCGAUCGGCUCACCGGACUCGAUCUGAAGCUGGCGCGACUUGUCCUACGGAAGUUGGCCAAGAUGCAUGCCACAUCGGCGGUGUUGAACGAGCGCGAGGAUCGUGCCUUGGAGAGCUAUGAUCGGGGCAUGUUUAACCGUCACACGGAUAACUAUGCUCCCUGCUUUCUGGGCAUGCUGCAGGCUGCCAGUCGUCGGGUGGCUCAGUGGCCAGGAUAUGAGCUGUAUGCCGAGAAACUGGAGGCCUUGUUGCCCGUCUACAUGGAGCUGGGCAAACGCGUCUUCGAUGUGUGUCCCGGCCAGAUCAAUGUCCUGGCCCACGGCGAUCUGUGGACCAACAAUGUCCUGGUCAAGUAUGACAAGGAGACGGGCGAAGCGGAGAAUGUGAUCAUCAUUGACUUCCAAUAUGCCGCCUGGGGCUCGCCAGCCAUUGAUCUUUUCUACUUCCUGAACUCCUCGCUGGAGUUUGAUCUGCAUCUGAACAACCAGGAGGAGCUUAUCCACUACUACUUCAACAUCUUCUCGGAUACACUGCGGAAGCUGCGUUUCAAGGCUGCCAUACCCAGCAUGCAUCAGUUUCAUCAGCAGAUACAACAAAAGGCCUUCUAUGGCAUGCACACCACCAUCUCCAUCUUUCCUAUUCAGCGGAAUGUGGAGACUGCCGAUGCAGAUUUUAAUGCCUUGAUGCAGAGCAAUCAGCGGGCGAUCAACUUCAAGAAUGCCUGCUAUGGCAAUCCUGCUAGUCAGCGGAUAAUGCGACAACUUCUGCCCAAGUUCGAGCAGGAGGGCUUGCUCGAUGCGGAUCAAUGAUCGAGAAAGUGAUGCUUAAAACUGUGUUAAACUGUAUAUACAAAUUAGACAAAUCUUUUA
Messenger RNA from Drosophila subobscura, 1424 nucleotides. RefSeq lists its product as uncharacterized. The record is from RefSeq and is a predicted model, not a curated record. Lineage: Eukaryota; Metazoa; Arthropoda; Insecta; Diptera; Drosophilidae. Bases 42 to 1364 code for a protein of 440 amino acids. The transcript is spliced from 2 exons.